AUAACUGAUCAUAUGAGAACAAACGUUCGUUUCAUGAAAUCGAUGAGCGAUCAUACUCGGCUUAAUCCGGAAAGGAGACUAGAGCGCUUAAGAAAUUUCAACGAACGUCUCAAUUCUUCUGCUAAAAGUACACAGGUUCUUCAAGAGUGGAAUAUGAAAUUGGAUAAGGAUUUACUUAAAAUUCCAGCACGUAUUUUACCCUGUGAAAAAAUCUUACUAGGUCGUGGUGUUCGAUAUAUAUGUGAUGGGAAAGCUAACUGGACCCGUGAGUUCCGAAACUGUUCAAUGUUUUGUAAUGCCAAAAUAAGUCGUUGGCAAGUAAUCCUUCCAUCGCGUUAUUGUCGUGAAACUCAAUCGUUUGUUCAAAUGUGUAUCAAGGUAGCAAAAAAUAUGAGUUUGGUAUUGGUCCCACCAAAAUACAUUGAAAUGGAUGACGAUCGUAAUAAGUCUUAUACAACCGCAGUUGAAAUGGCAUCAUCAGAGGAUCCUCAAAUUUUAAUGAUUGUUAUUCAACAACCCAACGAGGAAAAGUACUCUGUCAUUAAAAAGAAGUGUUGCAUCGAUCGUCCCAUAGCUUCACAAGUUGUGACUAUGAAAAUGAUAGCACCUACUUCAGGAAAAAGUGCAGGUUUGAUGUCAAUCGCUACUAAAGUUGUCAUACAAAUGAACGCCAAACUUCGUGGUAUUCCUUGGAUGAUUGAUCUACCUCUCAAGGGUCUAAUGACAGUUGGAUUUGAUGUUUGUCAUUCUUCCAAGGAUAAGAAUACCUCUUAUAGCGCCCUUGUUGCCACAAUGGAUGUGCGCUGUUCAUCAAGAUAUUUUUCGGCUGUUAGUAAGCACCAAAAAUUUCAAGAGCUGUCCAAUGAUAUUAUACUGCAUUUCACAUUCGCUUUGAGAGCAUAUGCUAAAGAACACGGAACUUUACCUGAAAGAAUUCUGUUUUAUAGAGAUGGUGUCGGCGAUGGUCAACUGCAUCAAGUAGUAAAUACUGAGCUUAACCAUUUACGAAUCAAGGCACAAGAAAUCUAUGAAGCGGCUGGAAAACAUGAAAUUGUACCACGUUUCGCUUUCAUAGUUGUUUCCAAACGUUUAAAUACUCGGCUGUUCAUUAAUAAUUGUAAUCCACCACCAGGAACAGUUGUAGAUGAUAUUAUAACAUUGCCGGAACGUUAUGAUUUCUUCAUAGUUUCACAAAGUGUACGCCAGGGAACGGUUUCUCCAACGAGUUAUAAUGUAAUUUACGAUACCAUGGGUCUCACUCCAGAUCGUAUACAAAUGCUUACUUACAAAAUGACCCACAUGUACUAUAAUUACACAGGUACCUGUCGUGUCCCGGCUGUUUGUCAGUAUGCACAUAAGUUGGCUUAUUUAGUUGCUGAAAGCAUACAUUGUCCACCCUCUCAAUUGCAUGAAAAAAAUUUAUACUUUUUGUAAAAGUUAAUAUUAAUA
Messenger RNA from Teleopsis dalmanni, 1449 nucleotides. RefSeq names its product protein aubergine-like. The coding region runs from base 13 to 1434 and encodes 473 amino acids. Gene Ontology annotation, cellular component: P granule. Gene Ontology annotation, molecular function: piRNA binding. The record is from RefSeq and is a predicted model, not a curated record. NCBI's taxonomy places the organism in Eukaryota, Metazoa, Arthropoda, Insecta, Diptera, Diopsidae. Gene Ontology annotation, biological process: regulatory ncRNA-mediated gene silencing. The transcript has 4 exons.